AGACCCUCUGGAACCAGACCACGAUGAAUUGGCAGCAGCGGGCACGGGGCAACCGGCGCGCACAGGGGUGCAGCACACUGACCAGCAGCCACCUCGCCAGCCGACGCCGCAGCCGCCAACGCGCGGCCCGCUGCUGCUGUCGCGCAUAGCUGGUGUGCAGGAGCUCAUCAGGAAGCUGACAGAUGCCACGGCCCCCGACGGCCCUUCGGCCCGCGGCGCCGUGGCCGAGGCCGCCGCUGACCUGUCGUCGUCCGUAGACCUGGCCUGUUUGCCAAACAGGCCGGCCUCGGCCGACGAGGCGAGGCACCUGCCGGAGGGCUGCCAGCUAGGCGCCCACAGCGAUCGGCAGCAGGCCGGCGACCCGGAAUUCGGCUUCCACGGUUCGGGCAAGGCGUCCGCGGCGCUGCUCUUCACAGGGGGCUCCGUCGUGCUGGAGGGGCGGGUGUGGCACCUCUUCGCCUUCGCCUGCGUCGACGGGCCGUCCAGGCGGCUGCUGAAGCGCGCGCGCGACGAAGAGCGCGAAGCUCCCAAGUGGCGCCGCCGGCGCAUGGGGGCAGUGAUUAGCAGCUGCGGCAACCUCGACGCCAUCGAAAACUGCCGGCGCAAAAAGGCGGACGCGCCCGCGCCCGCGCCCGACGAAGGCGUCGCUGACGCCGCGCGGAGCAGUGGCGUGCCCCUUGCAGGGGCCGGCACGCCGCUGCCGGACGGCUUUUUGGCGUGGGAUGACGAGCCCUCAGAGGGCGCGCCGGCCUGCGGCGUCGGCCGAGUCGUGGCGGUGCGCUACCACCCUGACGGCCUGCCGUCUCAGCGGAACUCUGGCAACAUAGACAAAGUGGAUCAGGACUACAGAGUUACGGCCCGCUUCCUGCUGCAUCGCUACGAGGACGAGCUGCAGAAGAGAAUGUGCGAGCUGGAGGAGCUGGGGACUGAGAGGCUCAUGCAGGAGCAGCAGCAGCAGCAGCGGCAGCAGCAGCAGCAGCAGCCGCCAGCUGGCGCCGCCGCUGGUGGGCUGCUCGUCCCAGCGGCCGCCGCCCAGCCGGCGGCGCCUUACCCGCCCCCGCUGCCAUUGAUGCUGCCCGCGUCGGCGGCCGUGACUGCAGCGAUGGGCGCGCUGCGGCCGCCGGCGCUCCUGCAGGACGCCUGGGCCUUCCUAGCGCAGCAGCACCCCGAGGCGGCCGCGCCGGCGGCGGCGGCGGCGGCGGCGGCGGCGGCGGCGGCGGCAGAGGAAGCUGCCUGGUGGUUCUGGCUGGUGCUGUGGGCGGGUGCCGACAUCAGCGUCGUGCGGCACGCGGCGGAGGUGCUCCAGGCCAGGGGGGUGCAGCUGUCGCAGCUGCGGCACCCGUUUCUGGAGCGGACGGUGCUGCACGUGCUGUGCACGCUGGACUUCUUCUGGAAUGCCCUGCCGCCACUGCCGCCAACGGGCCGCUGCGAGCCCCCAUCCGGCAGCCUGCUGCUGCGCCUGCCACGCCUGCCGGACGCUGCGCGGCUGGCGCGCCUGCAGUGGCUGCGGCUUGAGCACCCAGACCAGCUGAAGGCUAUGCGCCUGGAGCCGAAUGCCAGCGGCGCGGUGCCGGCGUUCACCGCCCUGCACUUCUGCAUCCCCUGCGUCGUGAUAUGGCUGGUCACUGAGUUCCAGUUGACGAUGCCGGAGCUGCUGAGGCCCACCAAGCGCGGCAAGCUGCCACUCCUGCAGAUGAGCUCCGAGGCGGCCAGGCUCGCCGCGGCGCAGCCCGAGGAUGCCCGCGCGUCAGACUACGACGAGUGCGCGCUGCUGCUGCUGUCGGCGCUGCCAGGCAUCGCGGCGCGCCACGCCGCCCGCAAGGUGCCGGGUGAGGGGGACCCGGAGGCCCUCAUGCAGCGCGCUCUGGGCGGCCCGCGCGUGUGGGGGUCCAGGACGGCGGGCGCGGCCCACUACGACGACGACCUGCUGAUGCAAGCGCUGGCAAAGCUCGGGGGCGGCGGCCCUCCUGGCCAGGGGGCGGCCGGCUCUGGAGGCUCGCAGGGCGGCGGGGCCGGGGCGGGUGUGAACCAGGAGUUCAACUCAGCCAAGUUGGCUGAGCUGCUGCGCAAGGCGCUGACGUUCAAGGAGACCGCUGCCCUGCCCACGGUCGCGUAG
Monoraphidium neglectum is the source of this 2116-nucleotide messenger RNA. RefSeq lists its product as hypothetical. Lineage: Eukaryota; Viridiplantae; Chlorophyta; Chlorophyceae; Sphaeropleales; Selenastraceae. The record is from RefSeq and is a predicted model, not a curated record. The transcript has 5 exons. The annotation marks the transcript as partial.